CUGAAAUCCAUUCGCCCCACAAUCACGUCGGGACGCGACCGUCGUUAGAGCUAACGAGCCGUAAACACGCUCAUUGCCAUAGAGCAACUCACCAACAACAACCACACAAGCAAGCAACAGAGAGCUGCUCGGAUUGACGUUGAACUUCCAACAUGGUCAUCCUCUCUAAGGGUGAGUAUGUUUGGUAUCGUAAGGGAGAUGGAGGAGAGUUCGACGUGCCCAUAGGAGCGACUGUGAAACUAUCAGACACCGGGCAGAUUCUCCUUGUUGAUGAUGAGAAAGAAGAGCAUUGGAUUCCUGCUUCUGAAGCAGCAAAACUGAGGCCCAUGCAUGCUUCAUCUAUUGAAGGAGUUGAAGACAUGAUUAAAUUGGGUGAUCUGAAUGAAGGCGGAAUACUUCGUAAUCUUUUUGUUCGAUAUUACAACCACCUCAUUUAUACGUUCACGGGUUCUAUUCUUGUGGCUGUCAACCCUUACCAAGUGCUGCCGAUCUACGACCAGAGCCACAUUCAAAGGUAUCAAGACAAGAAGAUCGGCGACCUUCCUCCACACAUUUUUGCCAUUGCUGACAACGCGUAUUACUUUAUGAAGAGAGGAAGACGCAAUCAAUGUGUUAUCAUCAGUGGAGAAUCUGGUGCCGGCAAGACGGAAUCCACAAAAUUGAUUUUACAGUUUUUGGCCGCAGUCAGUGGUCAGCACUCGUGGAUCGAACAACAAAUUCUCGAAGCCAAUCCUGUUUUGGAAGCGUUUGGCAAUGCAAGAACGGUUCGUAACGACAAUUCCAGUCGCUUUGGAAAAUACAUUGAAGUUCAUUUCAAUCACAGUGGAGUCAUCGAAGGAGCAAUGAUAGAGCAGUAUCUACUGGAGAAGUCUCGUUUGGUGUUUCAGAUGUCUGGUGAGAGGAAUUAUCAUAUAUUUUAUCGUCUGCUGAUUGGCUUCUCGCAAGCGGAGAAAGACAGAUUGAUGUUGACAAAAGCAGAGGAUUAUCAUUACUUGACACAGGGUGGAGUGUUGACACUUGAUGAUUGGGAUGAAGUAGCAGAGAUGGCAAGAAUCAGAGGAGCCUUGACAGUGCUGAACUUCUCUGAUGAUGAGCAGUGGAGUUUGUGGGAACUGACUGCUACUGUACUUCAUCUAGGCAACAUCGUUUUUUCUGAAAGUGAAGUGCAGAAUCUGAGAACUGCAGCUAUUGAUAAUGAAGAAACACUAGAGAAAGCUGCCAGUCUUCUGAAAGUUGACUCACGUCAGAUGCUGAAAGCUCUGACAAUGAAGAGUACUCUUGCUAUGGGAGAAAUCAUUUACUCACCAAUGAGUAAGCAGCAAGCACUAGAUGUUCGUGAUGCGUUUGUGAAAGGCAUUUAUGGGCGUGGCUUUAUUUGGAUUGUGGAUAAAAUCAACAAAACAAUUUUCAAGCCAAAGGGUGACAAAGGGAGAGUGUCGAUUGGUGUGUUGGAUAUUUUUGGAUUUGAGAACUUUACAAUGAACAGCUUUGAGCAGCUAUGCAUCAACUAUGCUAACGAAAACUUGCAACAAUUCUUUGUUCAACACAUAUUUAAACUUGAACAGCAAGAAUACAGCAAGGAGGACAUCAACUGGGAGAGCAUUGAGUUUGUUGACAAUCAGGUCAUUUUGGACAUGCUGGCUGCAAAACCAAUGAACAUCAUUGCUCUCGUGGACGAAGAGAGUCGAUUUCCUAAGGGUACGGAUGCCUCAAUGUUGGUCAAAUUGCACAAGCAGCAUAAUGGUAAAGAACACUAUAUCAAACCGAAGUCAGCUCAUGCCACUCAGUUUGGCGUUAUCCACUUUGCUGGCACAGUUUUCUAUGAAUCCGUUGGAUUUCUGGAGAAGAAUCGUGACACAUUCAGUGCUGAUUUGUUUGAGCUUGUCCAGAGCAGCAAGAAACCAUUUAUCACUGGCCUUUUUGCAAAAGAGAGAGCCAUGGGAACAGAAACAAGGAAGAAAUCUCCAACUCUUGGUGCUCAAUUUAAGACAUCACUUGAAGCUCUGAUGAAAACUCUUGGUGCCUGCCAGCCAUUCUUCGUACGAUGCAUCAAACCUAAUGAACUCAAGAAACCAAAUCUGUUUGACAGAGAGUUGUCUGUACGGCAGUUGAGAUAUUCGGGAAUGAUGGAAACAAUCAGAAUCCGUCGUGCCGGCUAUCCCAUUCGUCACUCAUUUUCAGAAUUUGUUGAUCGUUAUCGUGUGCUCGUUGACGGCAUGAAGUCAAGCGAGUAUUACCCAGACAAGAAAGGCGCCUGCAAGACGAUCCUUCUGAAGACACUAGGAGAAGGCUUGUGGCAGAUUGGGAAAACGAAAGUUUUUCUGAAAGAUCAAGAAGACCAGCUGCUGGAGGAGAAACGAGACACAAUGCUGAUGAAGCGUGUGGUGCUGAUUCAAAAGAUUGUUCGAGGCUACUUUCAGAGGAAACGAUAUUUGAAGAUGAGGAGAGCUGCUGUGAUUAUUCAGAAGACAAUGAGGAAAAUGAGACUGAGGAGACAAUAUCUCAAGAUGAUUCGUGGUUUCCGUCGUCUUCAAGCAACGUGGAGAGCUCGAGUGUUGACUCGCAACUACCGCAAAAUGAGACAGAGAAUCUUUCUCUUCCAGUGUCGUUGUCGAGGAUAUCUGAAGCGACGCGAGUUCAGGCGUCGUCUGCGUUGUAUUAUUAAGAUUCAAGCAGGAUUUAGAAUGAUACUUGCAAUACGGAAGCGAAAGCAGUUGAUGUUAGAAAAAAAGAGACGAGAGGAGGCGGAAAGAUUGAGACGAGAGGAAGAAGAGCAUCUUCGUAAACGAAUGGCUGAAGAAGAGGCACGAAAAGAAGCAGAAAGGAAGCACCAACAGAUGAUGGUUGAGCUGGAACGUCAGAGGAUUGCGGAAGAAGAAAAGUUGAAACGUGAGGCUGAAGAGAAAAGAAAGGAGAUCGAGAGAGCCGAGGCUCAAGCAAAGAAACGCAGAGAAGAGGAUGUAGAUGACUCAAAAAUGGUUGAUGAAAUGUUUGGUUUUCUUCCUGAAGAAUCGAAGCAAAAGGGAGACAGUGAAGGCCCAUCAGCAUUCCAAGAUCUGGAGAAGUCUCACACAGCAGCCAUAGCCACAAGUGAUGUUGAAGAAAAGUCAAUGAUGUUUUCAGUUCCUGAGAUUGAGGAAGACUUGUCUGAAUACAAGUUUGCAAAGUAUGCGGCCACGUACUUCCAAGCACAAGCUACUCCUUCUUAUAUUCGUCGGCCGUUGAAGCAGCCUCUUCUUCAACACAGAACGGAGUCUGAGAAACGGGCUGCGCUUGCAGUUUGGAUUACGAUUCUUCGUUUUAUGGGAGAUCUUCCUGAAGCACGAAUGCCACAGCAACAACCACAGCCAGCAGAAAAGGAGACUGGUUCUGUCAUGGCUCGAAUGUAUCGUACAAUCGGACGUAAGUUCUCAAAGAAGGAGCUUCGAGAUGAGGAAGAGGUUGGUGAGGAACAACCUCAACAAGCCAACAGCCCACAGCAAGAAAGUGAGAUUUCAGAGAAGAAACGUCGUAAACUCAUAUCAAUGACCUUGAAGAAAAAAUCAAAAAUCACACAAGACAUGGCCACUGAGAUAUCACCACCAUCAUCCGAAGAAGCAAAUCGAUCGACCAUUGAAUCUCUCUUUCCGUUUCUGCAACGACCUUCAUCGAACCUCGAGAAGUUACAUUUUGUUAUUGGUUAUGGAAUAUUGAGGCCUGAAGUGCGUGAUGAGAUUUACUCUCAGAUUUGCAAGCAGCUUACUCAGAACCCUUCGAAGUCGUCACACGCUCGUGGCUGGAUAUUGCUCUCACUUUGCAUUGGUUGCUUCACGCCGUCAGAGAGUUUUUCCAAAUACCUUCGCUGCUUUAUAUCAGAAGGACCGCCUGGAUAUGCUCCUUAUUGUGCAGAAAGACUGAAGAGAACCAUGCAGAAUGGCACUCGUCAUCAACCACCCAGUUGGCUUGAACUGCAGGCUACGAAAGUGAAGAAGCCGUUGAUGUUGCCUGUGACGUUCAUGGACGGCAACACAAAGACAGUGCUGGCAGACUCUGCGACGACCUCGAGAGAGUUGUGUGUUCAACUAGCAGAGAAGAUUGGAUUGAAAGACGACUUUGGGUUUUCAAUCUAUAUUGCGUUAUUUGAUAAGGUGUCAAGUCUCGGCAGUGGCAGUGACCAUGUGAUGGACGCCAUCUCUCAAUGUGAGCAAUACGCCAAAGAACAAGGCGCGUCCGAACGCAACGCACCCUGGAGAAUCUUCUUUCGCAAAGAAAUUUUUGCUCCAUGGCACGACCCAACAGAAGACUUGGUGGGAACACACCUCAUAUACCAACAGAUCGUCCGUGGCAUCAAGUUUGGAGAAUACCGUUGUGACAAGGCUGAGGAUCUUGCUGAAUUGGCUGCCCAGCAAGUGUUUGUUGAUUAUGGAAGAGAUGUGACUGUUGAAAAAGUUGGUUCGGUUAUUACUUCGUACGUGCCUGAUGGUGCGAUUGUGGCUUUGGGGAUGGACAAAUGGAUCAAUGCUGUGUUUGGUUGUUUUAAAAUGCGGUUCCAUGGCAAGCAGAGCAUUGAUACUCAAAUGGUCAAGGAAAAUGUGGUUACGUUUGCUCGUUUCAAGUGGCCUCUUCUUUUCUCUCGAUUCUAUGAGGCAUACAAGUUUUCUGGACCGAGUUUGCCCAAGAAUGACGUCAUCAUUGCAGUCAACUGGACUGGAGUGUACAUCGUGGACGAUCAAGAGCAUGUACUGUUGGAGUGCUCGUUUCCAGAGUUAACAACGGUCACUAGUAGUCGUACUGGCAAGGGUGCUGGACAAAGUUUCUCUAUUAGCACAGUCAAAGGUGAUGAAUAUACUUUCACCUCCACCAGUGGUGAAGACAUCUGCGAGCUUGUUCUUGGAUUCUUGGAGGGUCUACGCAAACGAUCGAAAUUUGUUAUUGCAGUAAUGGAUUAUUCCAGUCCUGGUGAAGGUUCAUCGUUCUUGAGUUUCAAGAGGGGAGACUUGAUUUGUCUUGAGGAGGAUGAUGGAGAAACUGUGAUGCAGUCUGGCUGGUGUUAUGGCUUGUGCGACCGUACAGGAAAGAAAGGCGAUUUUCCAGCCGAGUGUGUGUAUGUGCUGCCAGCAAUUACAAAGCCAAGUGCUUAUGUUUUGUCUUUGUUUGCUGGUCAGUCAAGUGAAGCAGCUGAGAAGAUCAUUGCAACUACUGCUGUUGCUAUGGAAACAGAGAGUGACAGUCCAGAGCAACCGCACACUCUUGAAGAAUAUGCCAAGCAAUACUUCAGACCAAUACCAAAACCUACAUUGUCCAGAACUCUGUCAAAGGGUAGUUUCAAGAGGAAAGAUCUCGGUUUGCCAUGGUCAUACACAAAGGAUCCAAUCAAGAGUCCAAUCUUGAAGAAAUUCACUGGCAAAACCGAGAUAUCUUCCAAGGCAGUUGCGUCAUUCUUGGCAAUCAUGAAGUACAUGGGAGACUAUCCAUCGAAGAGAGUUCGGCAGAGCACAGAACUGACAGAUGCCAUCUUAGAGCAUGCUCUUCAACAUGAGGCAUUGAAGGAUGAAGUGUAUUGUCAGAUUAUAAAGCAACUGACUGAUAAUAAAAUCAAAAUGAGUGAAGAGAGAGGCUGGGAGCUAUUGUGGCUUGCAACAGGAAGCUUUGCUUGCAGCUCAGUCCUCCAGAAGGAAGUAAACAUGUUCUUUCGCUCAAAAGCAGCUCGUCAACCAUUAGCAGCAGACUGUCAAACUCGAUUAGCCAGAACUGUUCGUGUUGGUCAACGUAAGUAUCCACCUCAUCUUGUUGAGGUCGAAGCUAUCCAAAGCAAGACAACACAGAUUUUUCACAAAGUUUACUUUCCUGAUGACAGUGACCAGGCAUUUGAAGUGACAUCUGGCACAAGGGCAAAAGACUUUGGACAGAAUAUUGCUACAAAACUUGGUCUCAAGACGUCUGAAGGCUUUAGUCUUUUUGUUAAGAUUGCGGACAAGGUGAUCAGCGUCCCAGAUGGUGAUUUCUUCUUUGAUUUUGUUCGCCAUCUAACAGAGUGGCUGAAGAAAGCCAGACCUCCAAGAGAUGGUGUGGCACCAAACCUUACGUAUCAAGUGUUCUUCAUGAAGAAGCUUUGGUCAAACACAGUUGUUGGUCAAGAUCCGAAUGCUGACUGUAUCUUUCACUACCAUCAGGAAGUUCCUAAACUGCUACGAGGCUACCACGUUGUAACCGUCCCUGAAGCUGCAAAUCUCGCCUCUCUAGUCUAUCGUGUACGAUUUGGCGAAAACAAAACUCAAUUCCAGAACAUUCCGCAGCUGUUGGGUGAGCUGGUACCGAGUGAUUUGGCUGCUGAGGAGUCACCUGAUGAGUGGAAAAAAAUGAUUGUGGCUGCAUUCAAUAAACAUAGUGGAAAGUCAAGGAAUGAAGCGAAGCUCUCUUUUCUCAAGGUCGUGUCUCGAUUUGUGACAUUUGGCUCGGCUUUCUUUGAAGUGAAGCAAACUACCGAGCCGAAGCUUCCUGAAAUUCUUCUUAUUGCAAUCAAUAAGAAUGGAGUCAAUUUCAUCAAUCCAAAGACGAAGGAGGUAAUAGCUGUGCAUCCAUUUACAAAGAUCUCUAAUUGGAGUAGUGGAAAUACAUACUUUCACAUGACAAUUGGCAAUUUGGUUCGCGGAACCAAGCUACUGUGUGAAACUACUUUGGGUUAUAAAAUGGAUGAUUUACUAACCUCAUACAUCUCGCUGAUGCUUCAAACCAUGAAUCGCCAGAAAGGCUCCUCAGCAUCAUCAACAACAGCCCCAGGAAAACUAACCUCACCAGCUGCAAGCAAAGCAAGCCCAGCUGCUGCAGCUCCAGCUGGUGCCAGAUCAAAGGCAGCUGUCUCCAGUUCAGGCUCUGCACGACCCAAACUGGGUGCUGGUCGUAUGGGUGCUUCAAGUUCGACAAAGAAGAAAUGAAGUGAUUGUUUUCAUAAUGACUUGUUAGACAUGUGUUAGCUGUUGACUUGAUUGUAGUUUGGAUUGUGUGUAAUUUUAGUAGUGGUGUUGUGUUUUUCAUUACAGUUGACAGCUAGGAGCCGUAAGUACGGGACUUUGUAAAAGUCAUGUGACUCAAAUCGUAUGUUAACUGA
Corticium candelabrum is the source of this 7087-nucleotide messenger RNA. Its product is annotated as myosin-VIIa-like. Gene Ontology annotation, molecular function: ATP binding; protein binding; cytoskeletal motor activity. The coding region runs from base 153 to 6914 and encodes 2253 amino acids. The record is from RefSeq and is a predicted model, not a curated record. Gene Ontology annotation, cellular component: myosin complex; cytoskeleton. Lineage: Eukaryota; Metazoa; Porifera; Homoscleromorpha; Homosclerophorida; Plakinidae. The transcript has 47 exons.